Molecule: messenger RNA, 1350 nt
Organism: Melozone crissalis (California towhee)
Lineage: Eukaryota; Metazoa; Chordata; Aves; Passeriformes; Passerellidae
Gene: MAPDA
Product: adenosine deaminase like
Exons: 10
Coding region: 6-1067 (353 amino acids)
Biological process (GO): inosine biosynthetic process; adenosine catabolic process
Molecular function (GO): adenosine deaminase activity
Source: RefSeq, a predicted model, not a curated record
CCAGCAUGGCGGCAGAGCGGGACCGCGAGCGGGAGCUGCGCUUCUACCGACGGCUGCCCAAAGCGGAACUCCAUGCUCAUUUGAAUGGCUGUAUCAGUACUGCUACUAUGAAGAAGCUCAUGGCCCAGAAGCCAAACCUUCAGAUCCAGAAUGGAAUGACUGUGAUUGACAAAGGAAAGAAAAGAACCUUAGAUGAAUGUUUUCAGAUGUUUCAGAUCAUCUAUCAGGUUACCACGAGGACUGAAGAUAUUUUACUGAUAACUAAAGAUGUCAUUAAAGAAUUUGCUGAUGAUGGUGUUAAGUAUCUGGAAUUGAGAAGCACUCCAAGAGAAGAAAAUGCCACAGGUAUGACCAAAAGGAUGUAUGUUGAAACUGUACUUGAGGGUAUAAAGCAGUGUCAAGAAGAAGGCUUGGAUAUAGAUGUAAGGCUGUUAAUAGCAAUAAACAGAAGAGAUGGCCCAGCAGUUGCUAAGCAGACUGUUAAACUGGCUGAAGAGUUCCUGCUUUCCAGUGAUGGGGUUGUAGUAGGACUUGACCUCAGUGGUGAUCCCACUGCAGGACAUGGUCAAGAUUUUUUGGAGCCGCUCUCUGAAGCAAAAAAAGCAGGUCUGAAGCUGGCACUGCAUCUUUGUGAGAUUCCAAAUCAAGAAGAGGAGACCAGGAUUCUCCUGGGCCUGCCUCCUGACAGAAUUGGACAUGGAACAUUUCUCAACUCCACAGCAGCAGGUUCUGAAGAGAUAGUGUCACUGGUUCAGCAGAAUCAUAUACCUAUUGAAUUUUGCAUGACAUCAAACAUAAAAUCUCAGACAGUGCCUUCCUGUGACAAACACCAUUUUGGAUACUGGUACAGCUUGGGCCAUCCUGCAGUGCUUUGUACUGAUGACAAAGGUGUCUUCGCCACUGACCUAUCGCAAGAAUAUGAGCUGGUUGCAAAAACAUUUAAUCUGACUCGAUCACAGAUGUGGGAUCUUUCCUAUGAAUCAAUCAACUAUAUUUUUGCUUCAAAUGCAGUAAAAUCCAAGCUGAGGGAGCAAUGGUGUAAGCUGAAGCCAGCUCUGUUUGAUUAACCAGACUGUUGUCCUGAAUAGCUCUGGUGUAUUAGCUAAGUUAAUAAGCUUUUUUCACUGAAGUCCCCAGCUUUUUUCAGACCUCAGGGUUUUUAACCCAGCCAUAAACUGCCUGUAUGAAUUGAAAGCAACUGGAAUGCAUCCCUUCUAACUGGGGACAGAAGCAAAUGUUCUUUUGGUAGGUGAGAGGGGUUCUCAUGCAGUGACUAAAAUGCCAGAUGUGUUGUCACCUUGUUUCUCUUGAGUUGAUAUAACAUUUUAAAAAUACUUAAUUGAAAUAUAU